UAAACACUGUUGUUGAAGCAGAAUUUCCCUCAGUUUUAGUUUGACUGCGCGUUGAAUUGGUUUAGUGCGUAAUAUUCAAUGUGUAUUGUGUUAUUUUGUAUGCGCAAUGUGAAUUUAUGUACGCGGUCUGUUAUUCGCUAAACCGGAAAUGCACACGCAUUAAACGAUUUAUUUGCGUUGUUAAAUGUGCAUAAAAACGCAAUAAUGUGGGUGAUAGAAUUAAGAAAAAUUGUUCAAGAAAAGUGAAUGACGAAACAUUUCUGUUUGUAAAAAAGUUUAGAAACAUUAGAAAAAAAUUUAAAAUUUCAACAACCAUAAACAAAUGAAUAGUUGGAGAAAAAUGCUGCAAUCAAUAGAAACCUCGACUAUCUAUUCAUAUACUGGAUUUCAUCAUAACAUUGAUUAUGUCACACUAAAUUUCGCAUGGCAUUAGUGAUUCGCACAUAACGUCCGAAACUGUUAAAUAAAUUUAUUCAAAAAUAUUUAUUAUACAACUCAUCAAUGUUUGCAGGUGACUAAAGCGCCUCAAAAGCUGCCGAAAAGCAAAAGUUAAAAGUGUUACGCAUGAUCAAAUGUCUUAGUCACAUAUUAAUAAAUAUUUACACAUGCAAAUUAUUUUGCGACGUUGAAAUUAAAUUUUACACAAUGCAUGCGAAACCUGAAAAGUCACGAAAAUCAGAUAAAAUGACAAAGGUUGUCAUUGGCGGCCGCACGCAUAUAAAUUCUUAAACAAAAAUUUUUAGUGCCGAAAAAUGUGUCAGAAAAAAUUGUAAAUCAAAACACUAAUAAGCUUUUCAACUUGUAAGUUAAGUGUUUAAAAAUUGUGCAUUCGCAAAAGUAAAUUUGUGUUGAAAACUUUGUAUCGGCACCGGCACUCACUCAAGCGAAUUCAAUUGGAGUACUCAGUUAUUUUCACUACUUCUGGAAAUCAACAAAUCACAGCAACAAAAUGCUGGCCGUCAAGAAUUUCUUCUUACCCGAGCGACCCGCAACAGCUAAGCCGCCUGAAACGCCACAGCGUUUCUCACGCAUGCCUGAAGCUUUUCUGCGCUCCAUAAGACGCCGUUCGCUGCGUGUAAAGCGCGCCAAAAGUUUGGUUGUACCCGAUCGCGAGAAGCGGAAAUCAGACUCCUUUGUCAAUAGUCAAGAAUGGACGAUCUCACGUUCAGUGCCCGAUUUGCGUUUGGGCAUUGUUGGUUCACUGAACUCAGGCAAAUCAGCUUUAGUGCAUCGUUAUUUAACUGGUUCCUAUAUGCAAGAGGAGUCGCCUGAGGGCGGGCGCUUUAAGAAGGAAGUAUUCAUAGAUGGCCAAAGUUAUUUAUUACUGAUACGAGAUGAGGGUGGACCACCAGAAAUGCAGUUCGCCGCUUGGGUUGAUGCCGUGAUUUUCGUCUUUAGUCUUGAGAACGAGAGCAGUUUCAAUACAAUCUACAAUUAUUAUAAUAAAAUGGCGCAUUUUCGCAAUGGUCAAGAUAUACCAAUGAUUUUAGUUGGCACACAAGAUGCCAUUAGUGAGCGAAAUCCCCGUGUGAUCGAUGAUUCGCGCGCGAGAAAGUUGGCUAAUGAUCUGAAACGUUGUUCAUAUUACGAAACGUGUGCGACAUAUGGACUCAAUGUAGAACGCGUUUUCCAAGAUGCUUGUCAAAAGAUCCUCCAGCAGCGCAUUCCCCUACCUCCCACCGUGAAUUCCCGACCCACAACGCCGCAAGGCACACGCCUCGGCAUCGCCUCCUAUCAUCACAAUUCCAACAAUCAUGGCGGCGCCAAUGCGAAUGGCUUCUCGGCCUCCACCUCGUCGGUGCAGGGCGCCGUCUCCACUAGCAAUCUGACGCUGCCGCACCGCCAUCACGCGCUGUCCACAUCGUCACACCACAUACCGAUGCGCAUGAGCGCCGAUUUUGUGCACAGCGAACAGCAACAGCACAGCUUGCCACCCAAUCAGAAAGCGUGGCAGCAGCAACAACAAAAAGAACAGCAGCAACGUGAUCGUGAACUCUCAAUACUCACGAAUGAGAAUAACAACAUCACCAAAUUUACACCGACACAUCACCAGCAGCAACAGCAGCUCCAGCAACAACAGCAGUACUCUCAACAACAAUCAAAUCACCAAGCAGCUGAAAGUUUACCACCCUUGAGUUUGGUGCCAUUACGUGAGAAUAAGGAUAAUGGCAGUGGUGGUGGUGGUAGCGGCGGCGGCGGUGGUAAGGAUCUGCCGACACCCACAUCCACGCCCACUACAAGUCGCAAAAGUCGACGGCGUUCAAAUCUCUUCAUACCCUCCUCCUCCAAGAAGGGCGAGAAAGAUUUGAAGAACGGCGAAUUGGGUAGCGGACGGUCCAUACCAAUCAAGCAGGGCUACCUCUAUAAGCGCUCCAGCAAAUCGCUUAACAAGGAGUGGAAAAAGAAAUAUGUGACGCUCUGCGAUGAUGGACGCCUCACAUAUCACCCUUCGCUACACGAUUAUAUGGACGACGUGCAUGGCAAGGAAAUACCGCUGCAAUAUGUAACAGUGAAAGUGCCGGGCCAAAAGCCACGCGGUUCUAAAUCCAUCAUCACCAAUAGCGCACUUACAACAUCAAUGCACGCGAAUGGACGCAGUCACGGACAGAAUGGACUAAGCGAGGGCAUUGGCUGUCUGUCGAUUGUGAAGGACAAUAAAGAGAAGAAGAUGACCGAAAAGGUGCUGCUCACUGCUUUCGAUACGCUGCGUGAGCCAGUGAAAUCGAACUCUUCGCAACAGACCAGUGGUGAUGAGGGCAUCGCUAUGUCCAACUCCAACUCACAGACAUUCAUUGCUGGCAGUGAUAGCCAGCAACAGCAGCAACAACGCGAAUUACUGGCCGUCAAUGCGGCCAACAAAUUGGAAUCUCAAACGCCCAAUGUUAAGAAACGUCAUCGACGCAUGAAAAGCAGCAGCGUCAAGUCGAAUGAAGUGGACGAUUCGGAUAUUUAUGAGUUCUUCAUUGUAUCGCUGGAUUCGAAACAAUGGCACUUUGAGGCGGCAAGUUCCGAGGAUCGUGACGAAUGGGUAGCUGCUAUUGAGCAGGAGAUCUUCAAAAGUCUACAGGGUAUUGAAAGCACGAAAACCAAACCGGCGACCACUAGUGAGCUGGCCUCAAUGGUGGCGAUACGCACACGAGUGCCGGGUAAUGGCUAUUGCGUCGACUGUGAUGCGCCGAAUCCCGAAUGGGCCAGCUUGAAUCUGGGUGUGCUCAUGUGCAUCGAAUGCUCGGGCAUUCAUCGCAACUUGGGCUCACACAUAUCCAAAGUCCGUUCGCUGGGCUUGGAUGAUUGGCCAGCUGGUCAUCUCAGUGUAAUGUUGGCCAUAGGCAAUAGUUUGGCCAAUUCGGUGUGGGAGGCAAACACACGUCAACGUAGCAAACCAAAGCCGAAUUCAACGCGUGAAGAGAAGGAAGCGUGGAUACGUAGCAAAUAUGAGGCUAAAGAAUUUUUAGCACAGUGCAAUGCGUAUACAAAUACAACGCCGGGACAGCAAUUAAUUGAAGCGGUGAUCAGAUCGGACAUUAAAUCGAUCGUCUUGAUACUCGCCACCGCUAAUAGUGAAGUGACCAAUGCCAAUGUGAGUCCACGUGAUGUGCGAACACCAUUGCUGUUGGCCUGCGCCAUCGGAAAUUUGGCCAUAGCGCAACUGCUCAUUUGGAAUGGUGCCAACAUCAAGCACGCCGACCAUGAAGGACGCACCUGCCUGGCAUAUGCGCGCGCCGCACAAUCGCUGGCCACCGCCAAAUCACUAAAGGCCGCCGCAGCAGCAGCAGCCGCCGCCAACGCUGCUAAUGGCUGCAAUACGAACACGAACUCGAGCACCGCAAGCAAUACGAGUUCUUGCUCCUCAACCGCAUCCACCACAGCGACGACCACAACGACCAGCAAUGCGACGAAUAGCGCUGCAGCUAGUGGUGCAGCGGCAGCAGCAGCAGCAACCACAAACGGUGGCAUACCGGCGCCGCAAUAUAGUGUAGAGGAGACCACAGCACUGGUAGAGCUGCUAACAAGCUUGGGUUGCCCAGAAUCGGCGCCGCUGACGGCGAGUGGCACGCUACCGCGACGACGCGACACACUCGGCACGCCCUAUGAGAAGACCGUAUCGGGUGUCAUAUAAAGGACUAGUACGGUGGUGAUUGGGAGUGGGAAAGCAGCGCAUAUUGUGCGCUCGCGAUUAGUGCUAAGUUUUUAGUCUAAGUUAAAUGCUGUUCAACAGUUGAGGUAUUUGAGUAGGAGUAGGAGGACGAGAAGUGCAAGUGAAAGUGCAGUAAUGGCUGAAAACAGGCCAAAUUAUACACACGUGUAGUUGUUGUAAAAUAGUUAUAUUAUAUCUAUUAUAUAUUUAUGUACGUCUGUCCAAAGUUAGGACUCAGUGAAGUAUGAAUAAUUUUCAGCAUGCACAUAUAAAGUGUCGUCGAUGUGGAGCUAUAAAACGAUAUUUUUAAAAAAUAUUUUUAAUUAUAUUGAACUUUUAAUUAGCAGGAAAUAAUAUUGGUUAGUUUUUAUUUCAUAUUUUAAAGCUGUAUGUUUGAAUAAAACCAAAAAAAAUGUAUGUACAUUAACUGAACGAAAUAAAAAUGAGAAAUCCAGGUAUUUCUGAAUUGAUAAGCGUUUGAGCUCAGCAAGCUUUCAGUUGUUAAAUUAUUUUACUGCAACGCUGUUAACACUAGAUUUAAUAAUUGGUCUAAUGAAGAUGAGGAAAAUGUAUAGUAAGCUCGUAAGCCUGUGUUUUUUCCUUUUUUAUUUGUUUACACACAUAAGUAUAUGUUUUCCGUAUGUGCUAUGCUGUAAAAUGCUGUAGACUUUAGUAUCCCAUACUCGCGCAGAGUGCGUAAUGUUUAGCGAACUUAGAGAUAAAGGCAUAAACUUAGAAGAAUGUUUUAAGCAAUGCAGACCCCUAAGCGGCAAGCGAUUGCUGCACCUCAGUUUAUUUUUAAACACAUAUAUAUAUACGUUAGACCUUAAUAAUAUGUAUGUAUGCCCAAGCAUAAGCCGACAGGCGGUUUUAAUUAGAAAAUUACGUGUGUGGAAAAUAUUUAAAAAGCUAAGAAAUGCAAAAAUCGCUUUUAUUUAAGUUUAUUUAUGUUACCAUUAUUUAUUUUUUAAUUUCUACCAAAAUAUAGUUGAAAAUGGCAAUCGUUAACAUAGCGUUGAAGUAUAAAUAUUAAACAAUUUAAAUUUUUUGCGGCGGGUGUUCAAAAAAAUUUUAAAUAAAAUAAAAAUAAUUAAUAAGUAAAAGCCGUACCACGAAAAAGUCAAAAUAAUCAAAAAAUCUCUAAAAACUCGAAAUUUCUCGUCUCUUCAAAGUGUCUCGCAAGUCGAAGUGUCGACCAUUGGUCAAACUACAGCUACAAAAUUAUUACUAAUAUUACUUAAGUGUCUCGCAAUUUUUGCAAGCUUUGUGAGCUUUACUUUUAUAAAAGAGCUUGCUUUCUUUGCUCCAAUCAUGGUUAAACAAAUAAUGCAAAUGCAAAUAUUUUAAAAGUUCUUGCUUUAAAUAUGAAGUUCUUCAAAACUAAAUAAUAUCUUUCAACAAAGAAAAAAAUCCGCUUCAAAAAUUGAAAACAAUUCACAAAUCUUUAUUGUAAAAUAGAAUUUAUUUCGCGCACUGGUUAAGCGUUUUACGGUAGGUGGGAAGGUAGAGGGAAGUGACAGUCGGUCUUUAAGCCAACUCACUUACCAACUCAAACUAUCUGCUACUCCUCGUUAAACCAAUUUGUUUUGAGUACAAACUUAUUGAACUGGCUUAUAUCCCUAAGGUCAUCAGAGUCAUUCUAGAACGAUGAGCUAAAGUAUGUUAACCUAGUGGCAUGCCACGCAGGACAGCGACAAAGAAGAUGUCUGACAAACGACCAAGGGCUGCCGCCCCAGUAAACUAGCCCGUGUGUGUACUAGUGAACCGUUUAUGUCGUGCAGACUCUUCCUCCUCCCCAUUCUUACAGCUGUGAUCAAAUCAACCAACAUAGAGGUGUUGUGGUAAUCGAACUAUUACUUUUGUUUAUCUAAACUCUAAGUUUCAAAUAUUUUAGAAAUCUUUCAAGUGCAUGCAUACACUUUUACCUAAAAACAAUUUGAAACAUUGCCGUUCAAACUUCUCUUUUAAGGAGCUCAAUGCAAAGCUUUAGGUUUUUUUUCGCUUUUAUGCGCUUAAAAAAUGUUGAACACUCGCCGUCGUUUAGGAGAAAAAUUACUUAAAAUCGCAAUCUCACUAACGUAAAGUAUUGCUUCGUAAUUAAUGUAUUUUCGAUUUUUAAUUGAACCACUAAAUUUUUAAAAUUUGCUUUUGUUUCGGCAAGUAAAUAUGGAAUAAGUUUACCUAAAAAGUUAAGUAAAAUAAAUGAUAAGUAAAUCUGAAACUAAUGUCUUCGUCCGUUCAACGUUUAAUUAUAUUUACUUUUGCGUUUAUGUUUAACAAAUAAAAUUCUAUGUAAAAAAAUGUACACAAACAAAAAUCAGGAAAAAAUUAUUUAAAAAAUCUUGAUUAACGAAAAUCAGCGCCUAAAAAAACACAAAAUACUUAUCUUAAGCCGCUACUUUCCAAACUGUAAUUGAAUUGUGUUUCUUUCUAAAUCAAGUUGGUAUCUUUUAAAGCUUAUGCACUACUUAAUUUAAGUGCUACUUUUCUUUAAAAUUGUUUCUUUAUUUGUUUACAUUUAUUUUAUGUGAUGUUAUAACGCCUGGUUUGCUCCACUGUUUUACAAUAUUCUAGAAUUAUUUUAUUUAAUGUGUAUGUUAUUUUUUAAAACACCAACGAGUACGCUUCAUGUUUAUAAAAAAUUCUCACUCAUAGCUUUUUCUGGAAUAUAAAAUUUAAUAACUCAUUAGUUGACUUGUGUUAUCUGAAAAAUUUAAUAUAUUAAAAUAUUAUUUAAAUCACACGUAUUAGUUUUGUUUUAUUUUACACUAGCAAACCCGGCCCCCUUCGCUGGGCACACUAAAAUAGAAUAGAUA
Anastrepha ludens (Mexican fruit fly) is the source of this 6954-nucleotide messenger RNA. It is a transcript of the gene CenG1A, whose product is annotated as centaurin-gamma-1A. Gene Ontology annotation, molecular function: GTPase activator activity; protein binding; GTPase activity. Gene Ontology annotation, cellular component: nucleus. NCBI's taxonomy places the organism in Eukaryota, Metazoa, Arthropoda, Insecta, Diptera, Tephritidae. Bases 950 to 4120 code for a protein of 1056 amino acids. The record is from RefSeq and is a predicted model, not a curated record. The transcript is spliced from 9 exons.